AUGCUCCGCCGCGCCCGCACCCAGCCGGGGCCGAGGUUUUCUUUUCUCACAUUUCCGCUUCUUGGGGGGGGGCGUGUGCCGCGGCGGUGGCCGGCCUGCGGGUCAUCCGGCAACUCGCAGAGGGCUGGGGGAGGUGGCUGGCUUCAAACAGAGCAGCCGGGGCCCCAGCGGUCGGUCGGCCGCAACAACCAGCGGCGUGAGGAGGAGAAGCGACGUGCUGAUGGACUCGAAGAGAGCUCGGGGGCGGGAAUCUGUCACGGCAAGCUCGGGGUAUCGCUCUUUCCAUCGAGUAGUAGCUGUGGCAGUGCGGGGUCGUCGGUGGUGCGGUUCUGCGCGGCGUUGACUCUGAUCAGCUCGGCACCUGGGGUCCCGCAAGGGGACCGACCCCUCCGAUUCGGGUCCCCACCACCUUUUUCGUGGCGUUCUGCAGACUGGGCGCCGCGCCGCUGCUUCAUGAGUUCGCUCCUCUAA
Trypanosoma rangeli is the source of this 471-nucleotide messenger RNA. RefSeq lists its product as uncharacterized. The transcript has a single exon. Bases 1 to 471 code for a protein of 156 amino acids. The record is from RefSeq and is a predicted model, not a curated record. Lineage: Eukaryota; Euglenozoa; Kinetoplastea; Trypanosomatida; Trypanosomatidae.